ACCUUCCCAGCAUUGACACAGGAACUAUCCCCUCGCUCAUAGAACCCAUAGAGCCCUGUUCUUCUUCUACAGCCCCUGGCUCAGACUGCUCACUCACCCACAGGUGAGUUUUCUGAGAAAUGGAGCAGACCAGAGUCGACUCUCAGUCUGGUUGUCUGGGAUCUGUGAAGUAUCAGAAGCUACUUCUCCAGGAGUCUGGAUCUGAGGAAGAGGAGGAGGAGGAGGAUGAAACGGAGUCUGGAUCUCAGGAAGAGGAAGAGGGGGAGGAUGACAUGAAGACCGUGCUAAUUCUAGACCCAGGUCACCCAAGGGCUCUACAAGCAAAUCCUGCACAAAACUGGCAAAGCAGGCUUAAGGCCUGGGCCGGGAUCCUCUCAGCCCUCCUGCUGCUUGGACUAAGUUUCUACUUAGCUGCCAGACAACUGCGGCCUAGGGGGGCCUCCAACCAGGACCAGGAAAUGGCAGCUUCUAAGAUCCAGAGCCUUGAUCAUCACCCAUCUGGACACCACCACAAUCCUGGCAUAUAUCCUCAUGGAGUGGUCAUCAGUGAGUCAGACACGUGUUCCAUCCUAGGGAGGGACCUGCUGCUGGCUGGAGGGAAUGUGGUGGAUGCAGGUGUGGGUACUGCCCUCUGCCUGGCAUUAGUACAUCCCCAUGAAACAGGAUUAGGUGCUGUGUUCUGGGCCCUCUUCCAUAAUAGUUCGUCCAAUCAAACAAUGGCCCUGACACCAGCUCCAGCCCAGGCUCUGGCCCCUGGCCUGGGGAUGCCGGGGGCUCUGCCUGCCCUCCACCUUCUGCAUCGAAACCUAGGCCAUCUGCCCUGGUCCCGGCUGCUGGCUGCUACCAUUGCCCUGGCCCAAGAUGGAUUCUCCAUAGACCAAGCCCUGGCAGAGGCGCUGGCUGAACAGGAUGCAGCCGGCCAGGCCACAGGCCUCUGCCCGCUCCUGUGCCACCCCAAUGGGACUGUGCUGGGCCAGGGCACCCGUGUAACCAACCUGGGCCUGGCUGCCGUACUCCAGAGAGCUGCCCAGGCCCCUGAGACUGAUGAUCAGUUUCUGAGCGCUCUGCUUCACCCCCUGGCAGAGGACCUGCUCCUAAAAGAGCCCCUGAAGGGCAUCAUGCCCACUCUGGAGCCAGCCCUGCGGCUUGCAUUGCCCCAAGGCCUGCUGUUUACCACCCCAAGUCCCACAGCUGGUGAGCUACUGCUAAAGGUACUGAGGAACCCCCUGCAGGCAGGGGGGCUGACCUCUGACCCCUGCCCUGGGUUCCUGGCAGCUGCCCAGGAUGCAUACUCCGGGGUCACUCCUGCAGCCCCUGUAGGCAGCAUCCUGGCAGCCAUGGACAGUGAGGGCUCUGUGCUCCUCCUUGUCUCCUCCCUCAACAGCACCUUUGGCUCUGGGUGGCUCUCGCCCUCCACAGGUAUCCUCCUGAGUGACUUCAUGGGAGGUUCCCAAAUCGCCAGCUGGGCCUGCCCUGCCCUGCUGUGCUGCGGUCCUGAGGUUGAUGUGCUAGCGCUGGCAGCUUCCGGAGGGUCUUCUGCACCCCUGGCCGUGGCUAAAACCCUGCUCAGCUACCUGGCUCUCCAGCAGCCCCUGCCCGAUGCCGUCACUCAGCCCCAGCUGCAGAUUCAGCUUAGCUCCACUGGGGCCCCUCGGAGCUGCAGGACGACCCCUCCUAAAACAGGGGCUCCCAACCCUGAGGCCCUGCUCCUAGUGACCACCCAUGCUGAACAUGUCAGGGCCACAGGUGUCCCCGCCAGCUGCUACCCUUCUCGUGGGCAUUAGCCUGGAGGUAGUCAUGCCCUGCCUCACAGGUUCUUCUGGGGAGCGGGGGUAACUCCAGAUCUCAGAAUGGGUUGUGAAAGCUGUAACUCAGAAAGUCCCAUUCUGAGAGCUGGCCAGAGAUGGGUGGGGCCACUGUCAAGCUCCGACCUCCAGAGAGUGUGAGGGAACUAUUGCUUCUCCUCCAUGUGUGGGUGGCUAUGUUGAAAUCCCUAAGGAUUUGUGACAUUGGAUGGCCUGUUCCGUUAAGGAACAGAUGCCUGUAAGAAGUCACAGGGACUAUAGCUGUCCUAUCAUAGGAAGUGGCUAGCGUAGCACAGUGCAUAGAGCCUCAGCCUCAAGUCAAGAAGACUUGAGUUCAAAUCUAGCCUUAGACGAAUGGGGAUAAC
Vombatus ursinus (common wombat) is the source of this 2170-nucleotide messenger RNA. RefSeq names its product gamma-glutamyltransferase 6 (gene GGT6). The record is from RefSeq and is a predicted model, not a curated record. The transcript has 4 exons. NCBI's taxonomy places the organism in Eukaryota, Metazoa, Chordata, Mammalia, Diprotodontia, Vombatidae. Gene Ontology annotation, cellular component: extracellular exosome. Bases 120 to 1784 code for a protein of 554 amino acids.